Molecule: messenger RNA, 1737 nt
Organism: Stylonychia lemnae
Lineage: Eukaryota; Ciliophora; Spirotrichea; Sporadotrichida; Oxytrichidae
Source: the annotation of a GenBank genome assembly
AUGAGGAAACCAUUACAAUUCUUAGAGAUUUACCAGGAGCAAAAAACAGUGGACCCUUAAGAACAGCCACAUUAUCAAGAUCAGAGUCCACCUGGUCCUUUAGAUAAUACCUCAUUAGUAUGCAAAUUGAGGAAUCUUUUAAUGAGUUUGCUAACUCUGUUAAAUGUAUCAAUUGUAAUAGCUAUAUGUACAUUCUAUCAAAGAGUUUACGGACAAAGAAGAGAAGAAUUUGAGAACAAAUCAAGAAUCACCACUAAGCUUAUUCUGGUUGAAGCUUUUGCUGUUCUCAAUGUCUAUUAUCUAGAUAUCUCAAGGAAGAGAAGGCAAAAUUUGGGUGAUACUGAAAAUCAAGAUAUGAAAUUUGAAGCUAAAGUCUAAAAAAUUAAAAGGAUAAUAUAUCAUGACGUCACUCGUGAUUGCUGCCUUCGAGAGAAUAUAAACAUGGAUGAUUAUACCAAGUGGGGAGCAAGUAGUUAAGAUGGGAAAAGACUAAAAUAAAUAAUAAACAAAAGUCUAAAAGAAAUGAAGAAAGGGAUUAAACCAUCAAUUGAUUAUGAUAUUAACUCAAAAAUAACUCCAGCAGUUCUUAACUCUAUCUACCAGAAAUUACUAGCAUUUUAAAGAUAUAGUACCCUAAAGAUAAUAUUCAAUAAGAUGAGGUUACUGAAUGAGCGAGGGUAAGAUAAGCAAAAACUUUCUGAAGAGGAUAAGAAUGAAAUAAUGAUACAACUACAAAAAAUGAAGCCUCGCAUCAUUAGGGAAGUUGCUCAAUUGUAUGACGUAUGCAUAAAAGGUGAAAAUCCAAGUGUAACUAUAAAAAAGGCUUUCAACAAAUACUUCUUCGACAAGACCUGGUAUGAAGAAAUUCUCAAGGUUUAUGACGAGCAUUACAAGCAGAUGGCUAUACUGAUUAAUUACGGAGAUAAGACAAAGAUAACUUAGACUGAUAUUGAUACAAUUAGAAGUCAAAAUCCAAUGAAAACAAAAGACCCUCAACUAGGAUCCAAACUUAUAUAUUAAAUCAUUAAAAGCUCCGAGAGUCUUAGCAAUGAAACCAUUGAGAUGAUUACAGGCAAGUUUAAAAUGAAUUAUGUGAAACCUCCAAAGCUAUAUGUACUGAAAUUGUAGAGAAUAAAGGAUAAAAUGGCAUAUGCAUUGAGAUCAAAGCUCCAAAAUCUUCAAGCUAAAUAACAAGAUGAAUCACCAAGCAGAUAUUAAAGUAGUGCUGGUCCACAAACAGUAAAAUCAUAGAAAAGUACAUCUUAAAGAAAAGAUUCUAACUCCUCCUUAAAUACAAUCCAACCUAAUAAAUCAUAGCAAAACAACUAAGCUUAAUAAAGCAUUGAAGCUUAUCUUGCAGCAAAGACGAGAUAAAGCAUGGCUAAAAGAAUAUUUACUCAAAAUUAAAAAUACGCAGCCAUUUUUAAAUCAGAUAGAUCUUCAGUCAAGUCAAAAGAUUAAGAUAAUAUGAGUGUAAAAUCAGGCUCAACAUCUAAUCGACCAAUAGAGGAGGAAAGAUAUCCUGAAAAUGAAUCAAGUUAUAAUUCAAAAAUUAAAACUUAAAAUGAAAGUAGUUCAAACAUAGGAUAUACUAACAUUUACACUAAUACCGAAGGAGAUGAAAACUAGAGUACCAAUUCAGAUAAAAAGGAGGUAAAAAUGAAGAUUGCUGAUUAACUUAAAAAGAUGCUUGAGGAGGAAAGACUGAAAAGAUAACAGGAAAGAGCUAAAUAAUGA